This is a messenger RNA of Monopterus albus (swamp eel), 4803 nucleotides long. RefSeq names its product phosphoribosylformylglycinamidine synthase (gene pfas). The record is from RefSeq and is a predicted model, not a curated record. Gene Ontology annotation, molecular function: phosphoribosylformylglycinamidine synthase activity. The coding region runs from base 16 to 4233 and encodes 1405 amino acids. Gene Ontology annotation, biological process: 'de novo' IMP biosynthetic process. Lineage: Eukaryota; Metazoa; Chordata; Actinopteri; Synbranchiformes; Synbranchidae. Gene Ontology annotation, cellular component: cytoplasm. The transcript has 28 exons.
GGAGACAAGUUCCUUAUGUGUUCAACAUACUUGGCCAAUAUAUUUGACUAUCAAUAUUUUACUCUGAAUCCACUCACAAAGUUCAAUGGAGUAGACCUCGCGCAUGCGCACUGUUCGGGUGGCUCCCACGUGCGUACAGAGGUCAGUCCAUCAGUCUUCUUAGUGUUGCGACCUCAACCAAACAGCCCACCUUUAGUCCAUUUAAGAGGAGCACAGGUAUCCCCAAGACUCCAGGUUGAGAGCAGCAACUCGACUCGAAGAGUUAACUUCGUUAUUCUCAUGGCUGUAGUGCGGUUCUACAGUACUGAAGCUGUGAGUGGGCGGGCCAUACAGAGGGCAGCCAAGCUCUACCCCCAGCUGUCAAUCACCACUGAGCUGUGCUACAAUGUGGAGCUGACGGACUGUGAUAGCCUCAGUGCAGAGCAGAAGGGGAUUCUCCUCUGGUUAUUUCGUCCUCCCCUGGAGGCAGAACUAUUGUCUGAGAAACCGAACCUCACGGAGGGUAGUGGGGAGAAACUGGUGGAGAUUGGACCCAGGUUAAACUUCUCCACCGCCUGGUCCACUAAUGCUGUGUCCAUCUGCAAGAGCACUGGCCUCACUCAUGUCACCCGGGUCGAGCUGUCUCGCAGGUUUCUAAUCAAGCCCCAAAGCGGAGGGAGCCUGAACGAGCUGAACAGAGAUGUAAAGAAGCUGAUUGAGUGUCUGUAUGACAGCAUGACAGAGUGUAUCUAUCAACAUCCUAUCACCUCCUUUACCGUGGAAACCAAACCACAGCCUGUGUUUGAGGUGGACAUCUUGGGGAAGGGUCGUGCAGCCUUGGAGAGAGCAAAUGAUGAUUUGGGUCUGGCCUUUGAUUCCUGGGAUCUGGACUACUACACAUCGAUGUUUCAGAGAAUUAAAAGGAACCCCACCAGUGUGGAGUGUUUUGAUUUGGCCCAGUCCAACAGUGAGCACAGUCGUCACUGGUUCUUUCGGGGGCGGAUGGUGAUCGAGGAGCAGGAGCAGAAGGAGACUCUUUUCAGUCUCAUAAUGGACACCCAGCUCCACAGCAACCAGAACAACGUCAUCAAGUUCAGCGACAACAGCAGCGGUAUCAAAGGGAUGGAGUUGGAGUGUCUUUACCCAACGGAUCCAUCCCAGGCCAGCCCAUAUGAGACACAACGUUCACUACGACAUGUCAUCUUCACUGCAGAGACGCACAACUUCCCAACUGGUGUAGCACCAUUCAGUGGUGCCACCACAGGGACAGGAGGUCGUAUCAGAGACAUCCAGAGUGCUGGACGGGGAGGUCACGUCAUCGCUGGCACUGCGGGAUACUGCUUUGGCAACCUGCACAUACCAGGUUAUGUUCUACCAUGGGAGUCUGAAGGAGAAGGGUGGGAAUAUCCUUUGAGCUUCGCCCUUCCACUGCAGGUGGCCAUCGAGGCCAGUGAUGGAGCAUCAGACUAUGGCAACAAGUUUGGAGAGCCUGUUCUCUCAGGUUUUGCUCGUUCAUUUGGCAUGCGGCUGACUAAUGGCGAGCGGCGAGAGUGGAUCAAGCCAAUCAUGUUCAGUGGAGGUCUUGGUUCUAUUGAAGAUGCACAUGUGAAGAAGAAAGAGGCAAACACUGGAAUGGAAGUGGUGAAGAUUGGAGGGCCAGUGUAUAGGAUUGGUGUAGGUGGAGGAGCAGCCUCUUCUGUACAAGUUCAAGGGGACAACUCCAGUGACAGGGAUCUGGGUGCAGUGCAGAGGGGAGAUGCUGAGAUGGAGCAAAAGAUGAAUCGCGCUCUCAGGGCGUGUCUGGAAAGAAGCACUGGGAAUCCAAUCUGCAGCAUACAUGAUCAGGGAGCUGGAGGAAAUGGUAAUGUACUCAAGGAGCUCAGUGAGCCAGCAGGAGCCAUAAUUUACUGCAGUAGAUUCACGAAAGGUGACCCCACACUGAGUGUACUGGAGCUCUGGGGAGCAGAGUAUCAGGAGAGCAAUGCCCUGCUGCUCCACCCAUCAGACAGAUCUUUCCUGGAGAGGGUGUGUCAGAGGGAGAAAUGUCCCAUUGACUUUGUGGGAACCAUCACUGGAGAUGGCAAGAUUGUGCUGGUGGAUGAUGAGGACAGUGGAAAGCAGUCAGACACAGAGCGUUGCCCUGUCGACCUGCACCUGGAAUGGGUUCUGGGGAAGAUGCCACAGAAGGAGUUUAAAAUGGAGCGUCUGACCUCGACUCACCAGCCACUGGUUCUUCCUGCGGGCCUGACAGUGAGGGAUGCUCUGGAAAGAGUUCUACGUUUGCCAGCUGUGGCGUCCAAACGCUACCUGACCAACAAGGUGGACCGGUCUGUCACUGGGUUGGUUGCCCAGCAACAGUGCGUCGGCCCUCUUCAUACCCCAUUGGCUGACGUGGCUGUUGUUGCUCUGUCACCCUUCAGCCUAGAGGGAGCAGCGACAGCCAUCGGGGAGCAGCCAAUUAAAGGCCUAGUCUGUCCUGCGGCGGGAGCUCGUAUGGCUGUGGGAGAAGCUCUGACCAAUUUGGUGUUUGCCAGAGUCACAGCGUUCCAGGAUGUGAAGUGCAGUGGUAACUGGAUGUGGGCUGCCAAGCUGCCUGGUGAGGGAGCAUGUCUGUGGGAGGCCUGCAGUGCCAUGUGUGAGGUCAUGGGUCAGCUGGGAGUGGCCAUUGACGGGGGCAAGGACUCUCUGAGUAUGGCCGCUAGAGUGGGGAAGGAGACGGUCAAGGCUCCAGGUACUCUGGUUAUCUCAGCAUAUGCUGUGUGUCCUGACAUCACGGCCACUGUGACACCUGAUCUCGAGGAUCCGGAUGCCGAAGGCAUAUUAUUGUGGGUUCCUCUCAGCCCAGGCCGUCAUCGUCUGGGAGGCUCUGCCCUGGCUCAGUGCUACAGCCAGCUGGGAAACUGCUCUCCUGACCUGGACCAGCCAGAACUAUUGACCACCUGCUUCAACACCACACAGACACUCAUACAGGAUCGUCUGCUGAGCGCAGGACAUGACAUCAGUGAUGGAGGCCUCAUUUCCUGUUUGCUGGAGAUGGCAUUUGCAGGAAACCGUGGGAUUGAUGUCGAGUUGUCAUCACAAGGAACUGCAGUCAUGGAGCUGUUGUUCAGCGAGGAGCUCGGGUUGGUUCUAGAGACUUCACAGUCUCAUGUAGAAACAGUGUGUCGGCGAUACAGCGAUGUCGGUGUACAGUGUCAUCGCAUUGGCAGAACCUGCGGCUUCGGACCAGAAGCUAUGGUCACUGUCUUCGUGGAUGGACAGCAAGUACUGAGAGAGCCACUGCCUGACCUCAGAGCAUUAUGGGAGGACACCAGUUUCCAGCUGGAGCGACUCCAGGCCAAUGAGGUCUGUGUUAAACAGGAACAGGAGGGGCUAGCCAAGAGGACACAGCCCUACUUCAGACUUACCUUUGACCUGUCUGUGACACACAGCAUCAGUCAGCUCACUGCAGGGAGACCUCGUGUGGCUGUGGUCAGAGAAGAAGGCAGUAAUGGAGACCGGGAGAUGUCCGUCUCUCUCUAUAUGGCAGACUUUGAGGUAUGGGAUGUCACUAUGCAAGACCUGUGCUCUGGCUCCAUAACCCUUGAGCGUUUCAAGGCAGUUGUAUUUGUUGGUGGAUUCAGCUAUGCAGAUGUCCUGGGAUCAGCUAAAGGCUGGGCUGCUACUGUUGUGUAUAACCCGAAGGCCAAGGCUGAGUUUGAUCGCUUUUGGCAGCGAAGCGACACACUGAGUCUGGGUGUGUGUAAUGGCUGUCAGCUGCUUGCCCUGCUGGGCUGGGUGGGGGAGAGUGAGGAUGGAGCAGAGUCUGAAGUGGUGUUGACCCAUAAUAAGUCUGGCAGGUUUGAGUCUCGAUUCGUCAGUGUUGGGAUCCAGGAGUCCCCAUCCAUCUGGCUCAAAGGGAUGAAAGGCUCAGCUCUAGGAGUCUGGGUUGCACAUGGAGAAGGUCUAAUGCAAUUCCGUAGCUCCCAGGCCAAAGACCAAAUUCUUUCUGAUGGGCUCGCUCCCUUGCGUUACCUUGAUGACCUGGGUCAUCCUACCGAAGAGUACCCUCUGAACCCUAAUGGCUCCCCACACGGUAUUGCAGGGCUAUGCUCCAGGGAUGGCAGACACCUAGCCAUGAUGCCCCACCCAGAGCGCUGCACCCUGGCCUGGCAGUGGCCCUGGGCCCCGAGGGACUUCAGACCUUCUCUCACACCUUCACCCUGGCUACACAUGUUCAGGAAUGCUGCUGCCUGGUGCAACAACACACAGUGAUAAGACUCAAUGUUGGCUGAUCUCAAAAUAGAAUUGUCCUUGUUUAGUUUUGCCAAUGGAUGUUUAAGCCCUGUUUACAUUACCCAAUAGUGUAUUUCACCUUUUUUCUUUCCUUGGUACUUGGCCCUUUUGCACCAUUACCAAUCCCUGCUGUAACACUUCAUAACUUUGGGACUGUUGAGGACUCAUGUUGACUGUGCAUUGUAUGGGUUUUAUUUUGACGACCGCUCUAUAUUUCACAAAACUGUUAUGUAUCAAUCAGGUCAGCUGACUGUUGCUCUGCUGAAACAUUUAGAAACUGAAGUUUCUAAGAAAUGACUUAACAGGAAUAUGUGAUACACGUGAUAAAGAAAAGCCACAUAAGACAAUAAAUAUUUAUUUUACACAAAACCACACUAUAGCGGCUAUUUACAGGAAUGUCAGUAUUACAGUUCUGACAACUUGAAUUGAGCUUGACAGUUGCUUCCCAGUUAGGAGUAAAGCCACCCCUCCCUCAGUUUUUAUGGUGUAAGAUGGCUUAAAAAGUUGAAUUAAAAUACAAAUGAUGAACCCACAAUUUAAAUUGACAGA